Molecule: messenger RNA, 2051 nt
Organism: Solea senegalensis (Senegalese sole)
Lineage: Eukaryota; Metazoa; Chordata; Actinopteri; Pleuronectiformes; Soleidae
Gene: fblim1
Product: filamin binding LIM protein 1
Exons: 8
Coding region: 133-1305 (390 amino acids)
Biological process (GO): cell-cell adhesion
Cellular component (GO): focal adhesion; stress fiber
Molecular function (GO): filamin binding
Source: RefSeq, a predicted model, not a curated record
UCAGUGUGGCAGCUCAUAGGAGGGAAAACAGAAGUUAGAGUGAGAUAGAGAGCAGAGAAGAGAAGAAGAAAACAGAGACAGCCAUCUUCAGACCACAGUUUCUACCAGUCUGUAUGCGGGUUACAUACAGUCAUGGCAUCAGCAGCUCCGCCAAAAAGGAUGGUGUCCUCUGUCUUCAUCACCCUGGCACCUCCCUACCGAGCCACCGUGACACAGCAGCCGCAGCAGCCCGUGCUCCAAGCUCACAGCGGCCCUGCGAGAGACAAGCAGCACACCGCUGUGCGACUCAGUGCAAGUGAGAGCAUCCCCGCCCUGAGACACAGGAGAGAAGACCCGUCCUCAGCCGCCUGUGUGGACAGCAAAGACAAGGCUCCUGCAGGACCCUCGGCCCGAGUCGCAGACCCUCUCAGCCCCAAACCUGCUCAUUCUGGACCCACUAGAGGAAAGCUGCAGAAAGACAGCAGAGAUGAUGCAGAGUACCUUCCACCUCCUCCUUCUCCUGCCGCUCUCGUACCUUCUUCAUCUCCGAGAGCAGCUCUCCCUGAAGAAUCAACACAUCCUCCAUCUCCUGUCCAGACGCCUCUCUCACCUCGUCUGACCGCAGACCAGCAGCCAGUUAACGACAGAGAGGUGGAAACAAUCACACCAACAAGUGGGUUAAAUCAAGUUGAACAAACCCACGGCAUUCACAAGAACGGCGAAGAACCAAGCAGAGAGAGUAAAGAGGUGUGCGGCUUCUGUCGUAAGCCCGUGGAUCUCUCUCAACCCGCGAUAGAGGCCCUGAACAGGACGUACCACGACGGAUGCUUCCAGUGCAGGUCUUGUCACAUUCCUCUGGCUGGUAAACAGUAUUACAACAAGGCGGGGAUCCCACUCUGUGAAGACUGCUACCAGGCCAGUUUGGAGCUUUGUUGGGCAUGUGGAGAGGUCAUCACAGACCAUGUGAUCCGGGCUCUUGAACGAGCGUACCACCCGUCUUGUUUCACCUGCACGACGUGUAAACAACAGAUUGGAGAGCAAUCUUUUGCCCAUGGGGAAGUUGGAGAGGUUUACUGUCUCCAGGACUACUACAGGAAGUAUGCCCCGAAGUGCAGCUCCUGUAACCAGCUAAUUAUUCCUAAAGAGGACGGUACCGACAGCUUCACCGUUGAAUGUCUGGGACGCUCCUAUCAUGAGAACUGCUACAGAUGUGAGGUCUGUGUCAUUCAGCUCUCUCCUGACCCCAAUGAGCACGGCUGCUUUCCUUUGGACGGGAGGAUGCUGUGCAAAUCUUGCCAUGUGAAUCUGGUUUCUGGUCAGCACUAACACUGGCCUUUAAUUAAAAACUGGUGGAAAAGUGACAAGAGAACUGGGAGAUGAUGCAUCUGUGUUUAAGAGUUUGGCAUAUUUUUUUUCCUCCUGGACAACAAUAACAAAAGCUGUUUUUUUUUUAUUAUUAUUAUAUAACAUAUCAUGCUAUCUAAAGACCUUACUAUUCCUUUAUUUUUAAACUUGUUUUUAAAAUGUUGCACUCUAUAAACUACAAAAUGCACCAAAUAUAUAUUUAUACAACAGACUUAGUCUUAAUCAUAUAUACUGUUCUGUUUCUCCAUCACAUUAACCUUUUACAUAAAAUAUAAAACUUUAUAUAUAUAUAUAAAAAAAACUGUUAUGUUUAUAGAAAAGUAAACUAAUAUAUUUUAUCUCAUGACAUUACUUAAGACCACUCGUACAUAAUCAAUAAAUCUUAGGAUCUAAUUCACACAAUGGUACAAAAAAAACAGUGUUUUCUUGAAUGAAUAAUACAACUUUAUUUACAUUUAUGUUUUUGUUACUGGCCGGAUACUGGCGGACCAAAACUCUGUGCUGGAAGACACUUUACGCAGCUGCCUGAUUUCACGUUAUCAGACCCAGACAUGAUCUCUGUUGAUUCCAAGAAGAACUUGUUUGUUUGGGUUUAUUAUGAUGAGAUGAAUGUUGUCACUUUACUCACCUGGCUGACCAGACACAAAACACAACCUUCAGGCAUAAACUAACCUGCAUAAGAUCAUUUUGAACACUCAUUGUGGGAC